AUGCCUUUCAAAAAGCUCAGGAAGAAAUUGAAGAUUUUGUUUUCCUUCAGAGUGAGACCUGCCACUCACGCGAAAUUCCACGAGCCAACAGCAUCUCAAAUCGCCCCUCAAAGGGGAAAUGAUAACCUGCUCCAAGUGGCUGAGACCGAGGGGGCUUUGAAAACCUCUCAGGUCCCUUUGUCGUUGGAAAACCUACCAGCUGAGCUCCGACGUCAUAUCCUUUCGAUGGUGGAUGUUGACAGCCUCAAGACCCUGGUGCAAGCCUCGCCUAUUUACUUUCACCAAUACCGACUAGAUCGCAAGCUUUUGCUCUGUCAAAGCCUGGAGUCCACACUGGGUAGCGUGACUGCUGAUGCAUAUGCAGUUCACAAGUUCAGCUCCAUAAAAGUUGCAACGCGACGUAAUCCAGAAGGAGUCCAAAAUCCUUUCACGUCCUACCAUAUGAUAAGGUCUCAAGUUUGGUCUGCACCUCUCUACAAAGUGCUCAGCAUGGAAGAGGUCACAUCUAUGGUCAAAUUUCAUUGCUCAAUUGUUCAACCCUUGAUGCGAUGCUUUGUGACAAGAGCAUCGAGUGAUCUCACUAAGAAGACAAAAGGAUCCCAGAUUGAAGAGACUUCGAGCAGGACAGAAGAGACACGACUGAUGCGCGAGAUUGAGGAGAUUUUGAGCAGGACAGAAGAUACACGACUGAUGUGCGCUUUUUAUCGAUUCCAACUCUGUUGCAAUAUUUAUGGCCUCGAAUCGCGUGAUUCUGUCUCCCUUAAUAGAAGGAUCGCCACCCCUGGUCGCAUUCUCAAAUACUUCUUAUGUACCUUUGACCCCUGGUUGGUAAAACAUGUAUCCUGUCUCAGUUACUUCACUGAAGAGAAGUUCCAGCAGAUUGUCCACAAAAUUACACGGGAUCUGGGAGAAAGGAGCCCCGGAUUUGAUGGUAAUAUCCGCAGUGAUGAUAGGUUACUCAAGACACCGAUAUGCCACGGCCUCGAGCUGCUACACUUCGUCUAUUCCAAGAUCAAAGAUACCGAAGAUAACGAUCAGCUGAUUACGGUGACGAAGUAUUCCAUGAUCUGGCGUUUCAGCGGCUUUCUCGAGGAUACUCACAGCGUCUUCGACGUUUGCUUACGAUGGCAUACACUGCGUUUAGCCCUGGGUAUAGCACCAGGGACGCCAUUGAACCAUUACGCUCUUCCAAGGUGA
Penicillium egyptiacum is the source of this 1197-nucleotide messenger RNA. Lineage: Eukaryota; Fungi; Ascomycota; Eurotiomycetes; Eurotiales; Aspergillaceae. The record is from the annotation of a GenBank genome assembly.